Molecule: messenger RNA, 2669 nt
Organism: Pogona vitticeps (central bearded dragon)
Lineage: Eukaryota; Metazoa; Chordata; Lepidosauria; Squamata; Agamidae
Source: RefSeq, a predicted model, not a curated record
CCCUGCCUCUCUCGGGUGUCCUGGCGGCGUUGAUUGCCAAUACCUAACGCAGUAGAUUUGCGUUAUUAGAACUGGUGUUUUCUGCUUCUCCUCUUCCUCUGACCUGAGGGUUUUCCAGAGCUGCCAACUGAGGGAAGAAGCCUUCCGAGGGUCCGAGGAAAAAGGAGAUUCCACACCAAGAAGUGGACAGCAGGACCAGGCAAGAGGAGCUGCAAGGGAGAAGAUGGCUAAAGAGCAACUUGAACCUUCCAGGAAAAAAAGGGGAACAGAUGGAAGACAGCGGAAGAGAAACCUACAGAGACAAAAGGGUGCCCAAGGAGUCCAGGAACAGCAAAGCACAGAAUCUCCCAAAGCAGAAACAGCAUCCCUGUACACAAAAGUGCUGAAAGUGACACAGCGUCAGAGAGCAAAAUGGCGGCCGCUUCCAAAGAGCAGUAGAGAGCACCUGGAAUCCACAAUGCAUUGGUUAAUAACAUCUCUUCUGUAUAAAACUGCAGAGAACCACACUGAAGCCGAAAAGCAUUUAAACCUUCUCAAGAAAAGACUUCUCAAAAGUUUGGAGAACCUGCAAGUUCCUAUGGAGAAGCAGAGCAGCUUAAAGAAUGCGCAUAGCUUCCUAGCAAAGGAAAAAACAAAGAGUGCUGCCCUUGAAGAUGGUUUGGCAGAACUGCAGGAUGAAAUAGAUAAAGUUGUACAAGCAGCAGAAUUCAGAGAGGAGACUAUUCAGCGUCUCCAGAAAGAAGUACAGGAAUUAAAAUGUGAGCUGGCAGCAGAGGAAGCAACAGCAAGCAAGCUUUUCUAUAAAGAUGGUAACCAUGGUCUUGCUCUUCCUGAUUUCUCGAAAGACAGUCUAAAACUACCUAUUCUUCAGAAUGAGCUUUUGAAAAUUAAAAACCAGCAAGGUCUUCUUAAUGAUUUGAAUACCCUUCAGAAAUCAGAGGAAAUGACAACCAUGUCAGCUUUUCUGGAAGAAGCAUAUGAAAAUGUGGACUCAUUACAAAGUGAAACUGUACGUUGAUUUUGGCUGCUGAAGGACAGAGGCAUCACCUUUAUGUCUUGCCAUUUUCACCUUCCAAGUACAUGCAUAAGGAGGACUCUGGAAGCAAUUACUUGUUUUCACAAAAUGAUUGUGAUGUUUCUUUUGUAAUUAUAUAUCUUUUCAGAUUUUAUCCCUACAUUUUAUUCCAUUGUGUUCUCUAGAGACUCAAAAUGAAUGGAGAUGAGCUAGAACAAGCCGGUCUGUUUCUGAAACCAUAUGUUCUGCUUAGAACUCUUUGGCUAUAUUCCUCUUGUGCAACAGGUUUAUUUGCUGCUGCAGUACACCUCAGCUCUGUUGGCACAAAAAGGUCAUUAGCAUAUAUAUUCCCAUGAAAGAGUAUUUUGUAGUUUUAAACUUAAUUUCCUUGCAUGUUAUUUUUCCAGGAGACCAAAGGAAUUCCACAGUUUAGAUACAGUGCUAAGAACUGUGACUAGCUCCCUGAAGUUGUAUUUGCCUCACUCAAUGUGUCUAGUUGUUUUUUUCUAAAACAGCAGUACUAUUGUUGAAGCAUGGAUAACCCAUGAAGUGGUGGAAAUGAAAUACAAUUCCCAUCUUUCUCCAUCAUUGACCUUUUCCCUCUGAGGACAAUAGGAAAUGUACUUUCAUCUAUUAUCUCAUACAGAAGGAAAUACUCCAACUUUGUUUUUGAAGCUGAAAAAGAGGGAGAGGUAGAAGGAAUGACUGCUUGCUGCCUCCCAGAUAAAUCUCCCUCCUUAAUGAGGGAGGGGUUGGAAGUGUGCAAAAGGAGGUGAGGUGUGGGAACUUGCUUGAGGUGAGCUUUCCUUCCUGCUUUGAUUCUUGCUGAACUACACAUCGAGCAGCAUCUGAACACCGUUUCUCUUCACACACUUAAUACUGAACAUUUGGAUUUUAAUUCACACUUAAGUAGCUCUGAAUUAGUUAGGGUUUUGCCCUGAAUUUUAAAAGUCAGCAAUACAUUUUGAUUCUAAUCCAACAAUAAUUGCCUCUCCUUUUAAAUAACACUAAAUCUGAUGAUUAUUGGAGUGAAUACCUAAAAGUGGGGAAAACCUGAAAUUAAAAGGCUAAUGUAGGAGUUGGAUGCUAUUAUUUACUUAGACUACUAGUUAAUACCAUACCUGGCUCUUUUUAGGUUUAGCAACAGGAUUAGUAUAUUGAUAUAUUUUCUCUGGGUUCUGUAUUCUGGUGCGAAGUGCCAUUCCGUUUUUUUACUACAAAGCAAAACAGGGAUCUUACACAUGAGUGUGUUUGCUCUUUCACAUCUUUUAAAAGAGACGAGGAGAAAAGAAAAACAAGAGUGGAAUUAGAACAGUGACCAACUGUCCUCUGUUUACAUGUUAGGGAUCUUUCUGUGGCUGUUUGCUUUUUAAUGAGGAAAAUAUACUAAUGUCUAUGAUCCCUAAAAGCAUAUUUAUUUUUGCUGAGCCUGGGACCUUAGAAGCUAGAGCAAAGGAGACUUAUUUGGAAGACAUAAAAUAUAACUAUAAAGAUUCCACUCUUCCCACCAGAGGUUUGGUCUACUUUUCAUAGAAUGUGUUCAUCAGUAUAAAAGAUUGCAGUUUCAUACUUCCUGAAUUAGUAGCUUUCAUCAGAUUGUAAAUAGCUAUAUUUUCCUGUGUAUUAUAUUAAAUAAAAUCUGAUUUGUCAUGUA